This is a messenger RNA of Endocarpon pusillum Z07020, 1956 nucleotides long. RefSeq lists its product as uncharacterized. The transcript is spliced from 3 exons. The record is from RefSeq and is a predicted model, not a curated record. The coding region runs from base 1 to 1956 and encodes 651 amino acids. NCBI's taxonomy places the organism in Eukaryota, Fungi, Ascomycota, Eurotiomycetes, Verrucariales, Verrucariaceae.
AUGGCGAGCUACGAGGUAGUGGAGCAAAACGACCCAGAAAUCACACCUGCUGCGACGUCCCCCAGGUCGAAUCCGGCGUCGAGUGCAUCACCUAAGACCUCCGUCGCGUCCAGCGCUCACGGCAGAGGCUCUGGCGACGAUGCUGGCGAUGAUGCAUGUGCGAACUCCACCUUCCUAGCUUUGAAAACCUUUGCCUCGCCAUCCUUUCAUGGCCCCGUUCUCGAUCCAACGGCAUCAUCGACCUCCACUAUACAGUCAUACAGCCAUCACGAGCAGCGGUGGAGGUUGUGGAGGAAAAGCAUUGGGGAAUGGCUGUUGACGGCUACUCUCUGCGGAUCUAUCGCAGGAGUGCUCCACUCUUACUCUGUGCACGAGACUUUAACCAACCCCCAAAGGCGAACGUUCAACGCUAUCAUCACAGGUCUUUCAGUCGGCCUGGGUUUAAACCUGAUUGCUUCCCUGAAAAGCUACGCCAAAAUGAUGAGGUGGAGACUCCUCGCCUCGAGUUAUCGUCCCCUGGACCAGUUUGACCUCAUCAUGGGCUGCCAUCAGCAUAUCAAUGUACUUCAACUUUUCCUCAAAGCACGGAGGCCAAAGUUCCCCUUCAUACUUACCUUUACCCAGCUGAUGUGUCUGGUGUGGCUUGCAAUAUGUGUGGGCGCCACCCUUCUGGUCGCUGUGCUCGGGUUGACAUACUCUUUGGAACAGUCCAAUGACUACCUAGGCGUCACCACUGGAAACAUCAGCGUGGUUGAGCUGUCGUACAUUGGAAAUUCGAAUACGUCCGUGUCUACGUACUAUUCAGAGCUUGGUGCUGCAUACGCAUACGGCAUCCAGGGACAAGACUACUGGGUCGAACCAGUAAUAGGGGAUAUGGGUUUGGGCUUCGGUCGGAGCAUUGAGGCUGACCCAGCCUACCCAGGAUAUUCAGAGUAUUGGUUUGGCGACCAAAAUUCCCGCAAUCGGGAUGAAAACGGCAUGAGUGAUCGCUACGUAAAUUCUACAGCAGCCUGCAAUGCUUACCCUGUGAUCAACGACUAUAAAACGGAAGGCAAUGUCGUCUACCUGGAAGGAGGACAAAACCAAACCGCCUUUGUCUACGAAUACGUUCCCGGCGGAAUGACAUACAUCUCACAGACCAAUUCCACCUGUGGAGAUCGCUGCACGAACAUCAAUGCAUUCCAGCCGAUGCUCAUCGCUAAUAAUCAAGCUGACAGUAUUGGCGUCGCGCAAUUUUUCAAGUGCUACAAUAUUAUCAGCGAGGUUCAUAACGUGCCUUUAGAGCAUGCGGAGGUGUAUGGGCUGCCAGACCUUCAGGCUCGGAUGCUUGCUGGGACGGUCGGGUGGCAAUCUGGGGAAUUCAUCAACGACACGCGGCAAUAUAGCCUGUUUUUCCCUAAUACCCCACAAGCGCCCAAGGAGGCGGCGAGUGAGGACUACGUCGCGUUACUCAUAUCUCAUUUUUCGACCAAGGCCAUCGCCGCCAUGGACCACCGCGGCCCUCGCCGCAGCGUCUCCAGCUCAUCCGUCCCAACUUUCGCGGUCUAUCUUAAGGUCACGUGGAAAUACACCGUCCCUUUACUCUCCAUCAUCCCCGGAAUGCACUUCUUGACCCUGGCCGCCGUCAUCAUCUGGGCCAACAAAGCCAUCAUCAAAGACGAAGCCUACAUCUCCAUCGCCAAACUAUACCGAUCGUUGGUUGAAGAGCUUGGCCCACACGGAUGCCUGAUGAGGGGAGAACAGAUCAUCGAUCGACUCGGCAACCCCAUGGUGGGUUACGGCUUUCAGGAACUCCAUGAUAGCGGUGUUGGUAGCAGCGGCGGUAUGAAACAUGUCGACAUCUUUCGCAAGGAGGAUAACGUUGCCGUCCAGCGGAGCUUCAGUGAGGGACACCAUGAUGGAAGAGGUUGGGAUAGUAAACCACGACGAGAAGUUCUCAAAGUUAAGCUGGAUUGA